Messenger RNA from Cooperia oncophora, 450 nucleotides. Lineage: Eukaryota; Metazoa; Nematoda; Chromadorea; Rhabditida; Trichostrongylidae. The record is from the annotation of a GenBank genome assembly.
AUGUGGCUAAUAGAUGUUGUGGGGAGGCUUGGAAUAACCCUUGAUCGGACUGUUGUUUUGGCAUCGUCGACAACUCCUUUGAGAUUGGUCGACCGUAUACUGUCACAUCUCGACAAUAGAGGGGUGGCAACUACUCUUUACGGGAAGUUUCCGAGUUUCGAUUUGAGUCUAGUCUCAGUGGUUGAUCGCGUCUCAAUGCUACCAUCUGCUUUAAGGCUUCAUGUUCUAAUGUUGGGUGUUCUGACGUCGGGUAUGUAUACUGUUUCUUGUAAUGCUCAACCGCAAGUGGGGAAGACGAGUUUUGCUCAGUUGUGUGCAACAGUUAAGCCCAAUACAUUCAUAGAUUCUGCUGUUUGUGAUGUGGGAGCGCCUUUCUCGUGGAUUGCUGAGGAUGGGAAAUCGAACCUUCAGCAGGCUUUCUCGACCACGUUGAUGCGUCGCCUCUGUUAG